Messenger RNA from Sitodiplosis mosellana (orange wheat blossom midge), 2182 nucleotides. RefSeq names its product tumor necrosis factor receptor superfamily member wengen (gene wgn). The transcript is spliced from 5 exons. Bases 918 to 1808 code for a protein of 296 amino acids. The record is from RefSeq and is a predicted model, not a curated record. NCBI's taxonomy places the organism in Eukaryota, Metazoa, Arthropoda, Insecta, Diptera, Cecidomyiidae. Gene Ontology annotation, molecular function: protein binding.
AGAAAAGUGCGUUGUGGAGUUGAAGUCGAUUGUGUACGCUGCCGACAAGCAUGUGUAAACAGUUGAGAUUUGAUAUCCUUCGAGAACGGUCGUGUGGUGACAUAUGUGCUGCACAAGCAAGAUUUUUAUGAGUUCGUUAUUCGUAUCGUUUUAAUUUUUCGUUUUGUUUUCAUGUGUAUGUGUCAGAAAACUAGCAACGAUUUUUUUACGCCUUGUAUAUCUUUGCAACGCUUGAUAGUUUUUUGUUUAAGAUUCUUUGGGCUAUACCGAGUUUCAGUGUUAAAAUACAUAUGUGCACAUUUUACAUUUUUCGAGCGAUUUAAAUUCGAAUUUCACGGACAGAGAAGAAAAAGUUGAAAACAACAAUUAUGGGCCACGAGUGAAAGAAAGAGAUCGGAGAUUUAGAACAGUUUCUUGUUGUUGAGCCGAAAAAGAAGACAAAACUAUUAAUAAAUUAGAUACACAUUUCGGAGCCGAAGUAAAGUGCAUUUUUUCGAUAGUCCGAGUGGAAUCCGGUGGUGAUGAAUGUGAUUGAUAUCAUUUAAGUCAGUGCCAUAAAUUCCAACAUUUGAACUGGAUUUCGAAUUAAAUCAUCUAAAAUUGGAACUGAAGGCAAAAUCAUUUAAAGCUACAAAUCAUAGUGAAACGAUUGCGAUUCGUAAAACAAUUAAAAACAUUCAAUUCAAAUAGUCAUCGAAUUAAGACUUUCAAUUGAGACCUCAGAAUUGCUUAUAAGAAAGAGUCCGCCGUUCGAAGUGAAUUACGAAAGAAAAAUUGAGGUAAAAUGAAAUUGUGAGAGGAUUUUACUGUAAGGAAGUGAAUUGAUCACACGCGUGCGAUCCUCAAGCUAGAUCUGAUAGCUGAUAAGCAAUAAAGCUACUGUCGUGUCUGUGGAAGCGAGUUAAAAAUCUUUGAUUAUGUGUAGUCGAUCGGUGUCGGAGUUGUUGUCGCCAUCGUUGUCGUCAUCGUCAAGUGCAAACUUUAAAUUUCCUAUUUAUUUACUGAUCCUAUUGACGAGCGUUCAGUUGAUCGAUGCAUUUUGCGACAAACACCAGUGGUGGCAAGAGCAACUUGAUGAAUGUAUCCCGUGCACAGUGUGCGACGCAAGUAAAUCGAUCGUAUUGAGACCCUGUCAAAAACAUUCGGACACCGUCUGCGGAACACUUGACGACGUCGAACUGGAACUGGACUGGAUAAAAGCUGCUGCAGUCUCUGCUCAUCACAAACAAGUUGAAGAACAUCAGCAUUUGGGAGUCAUUGAAAAAUCAACGGCCACAAUGUUAAUGUGGGACUGGCAAUCGUUAUCGCUUGCUUUGGCUGGCUUAAUGUGUUUACUCUUUUUCAUUGUCGCCGCUUGCAUCUACUGGCAACACUCACACUAUUGGAAAAAAUUGGAACAAAUGGAACGGAGAUAUAACGCAGAAGCGGAAGAGUUAUCAUCUCGCUUAAUGCACACGAUUAUCGACAUUCGAAAUGAUGACAGCGGACGAGUUGUGCUUGAAGAAGCCAAACGAGAUAAAAUCACGAAUCCAUUCGAUUUGCAGUGCAUUUACUUCGAAGAGUUACUAAAUAAUGAUGGCACGAAUCGAGCGCCAGUGCCGAAGCCGUUGAUCAAAACCAACCCGAAGAAGCAUCAACCAAUCGAAUCAAAGGUCGAUCUCAAACAAAAGGUGGAAUGCGAAACGAAUACAAUCAAAGAGCGACCGAUCGAAGAUGAAACCGUACAAAAGCAAGGUCGUGGCAACUGCUACACCGAACCAAUGCACCAGAAUAAUUGUGUCACAUCAGAAUUGUACAUGCUUACAUGAAAAUGAGUCGCUCAUACAAUUUUGUUUGUAAAAUUGUCGUUCCGGAGCUGAGCAAGUGAAAUGGCAACAGAAACAAAGUAAAAACAAAUUCUGAACUAAGGAGCCUCGUUGUAUAUUUUAGCGUCCAUGUAUUCGAAAGAAGCGUACCAAAUAAAUACUAUGUAAAAUAUAAUCAUAUUGUACAAAACAAAAAAUGCAAAUCACAGAUUUCCUUUCAUAAUAAUUUUAUAAAACAUAUAUGUGCAAACAGAGAGAAAAACCAACAAAUGCUUGACAAAAAGUAUUAUUAGAACGAUAGAGUUAAUGUUAUUUUGUAAAAUUUAUAAGUGGAAAAUAAAAAUUUUGGUGUAUUUUUAAAAUGAACAAAAUAGAAA